UUAUUAUCAUUAAUUAUCACUUACACUUCAUCAUCUCCCAUGCACUCUACUUAAUCCCCGCAGCUAUACUAAUACUACCAGUCUCCACCUCCACCCCGCAACAAUGAGCUCCGAGAUCCAACUCCACGGCCCCUCAAAACCCGGGCUCGGCUCCGACCUCUCCCGCCCCACCAAAUCCCCGCCCAAAACCCCGACGGAUUCGGCGCCGACUCCCCUCCGAAACCCCAUCCUCCCCACCCCGAUCUCCACCCGCCACGGCACCGCCAACAAGCUAACCCUAAUCCCGCUCAUCUUCCUCAUCUACUUCGAGGUCGCCGGGGGCCCCUACGGCGCCGAGCCCGCCGUGUCCUCCGCGGGGCCGCUCUACGCCCUCAUCGGCUUCGCCGUGUUCCCCUUCAUUUGGAGCGUCCCCGAGUCCCUCGUCACCGCCGAGCUCGCCACCGCGCUCCCGGGCAACGGCGGCUUCGUCCUCUGGGCCGAUCGCGCCUUCGGGCCCUUCGCCGGGUCCCUCAUGGGCACGUGGAAGUACCUCAGCGGGGUCAUCAACAGCGCCGCGUUCCCCGCGCUCUGCGUCGACUACCUCGCGCGCGUCGCCCCCGCCGUGGGCUCCGGCGGCGCCCGCACCGGCGCGGUGGCGGGGUUCAACGUCGCCCUCUCGUUCCUCAACUACACGGGGCUCAGCGUGGUGGGGUGGGUCGCGGUGGCGCUCGGCGCCGCGUCGCUCGCGCCGUUCGUGCUCAUGGCGGGGUUGGCUGUUCCGCGGCUGCGCCCGCGGCGGUGGCUCGCGGUGGCGGAGAACAAGGAUUGGAGGCUGUUCUUCAACACCUUGUUUUGGAACUUGAAUUUCUGGGACAGCGCGAGCACGAUGGCCGGGGAGGUGGAGCGGCCGGAGACGACGUUUCCGAGAGCGCUGGGGGUGUCGGUGGUGAUGACGUCGCUGAGCUACCUGCUGCCGCUCAUGGCCGGCAUGGGCGUGCUUGACGCCCCGCCCAGCGCGUGGGACGAUGGCUUCUUCGCCGACGCCGCAGGGAGGAUCGCGGGGAGGUGGCUCAAGUACUGGAUCGAGGCCGGGGCGGUGCUGUCGACGAUCGGGCUCUACGAGGCGCAGCUGAGCAGCGGUGCGUUCCAGCUGAUGGGCAUGGCGGACCUGGGCCUCCUCCCGCGCUUCUUCGCCCGCCGCGCCCCCUUCUUCGACACCCCCUGGGUCGGCAUCCUCCUCUCCAGCCUCAUCAUCCUCGGCAUCUCCUUCAUGAGCUUCAACGACAUCGUCGCCUCCGCCAACUUCCUCUACAGCCUCGGCAUGCUCCUCGAGUUCGCCGCCUUCCUCCGCCUCCGCCGCUCCCGCCCCGACCUCAAGCGCCCCUUCGCCGUCCCCAUGCCCUUCCCGGCCUUAGUCCUCAUGUGCCUCGUCCCCGCCGCGUUCCUCGUCUUCGUCAUGGUCAUCGCCAGUUGGAAGGUGCUCGUCAUAAGCUCCGGGUUCACGGUGCUCGGCGUCGGCGUGUAUUAUCUCAUGGCCUUUUGUAAGGCGAGGGGGUGCCUCAAGUUCAGCGAUGGACGCGUGGAGGAGGAGAAGGUGUUGGGUGAGGAGAGAAGAACAAGAGGAGGUGAUGAGGUUUAGUUGAGGAGAUAAUUUGUAUGAUAUACAUUUUAAUAAAUCUGUGAACAUAGUUGUUCUCCUUCACCACCUCUAUCUAAAUUGAAAAAAAGAAGCUAACAAAGAAAUAUUG
Messenger RNA from Ananas comosus (pineapple), 1727 nucleotides. RefSeq names its product probable polyamine transporter At3g13620. NCBI's taxonomy places the organism in Eukaryota, Viridiplantae, Streptophyta, Magnoliopsida, Poales, Bromeliaceae. Gene Ontology annotation, biological process: transmembrane transport. Bases 104 to 1618 code for a protein of 504 amino acids. Gene Ontology annotation, molecular function: transmembrane transporter activity. The record is from RefSeq and is a predicted model, not a curated record. The transcript has 2 exons. Gene Ontology annotation, cellular component: membrane.